Molecule: messenger RNA, 1090 nt
Organism: Medicago truncatula (barrel medic)
Lineage: Eukaryota; Viridiplantae; Streptophyta; Magnoliopsida; Fabales; Fabaceae
Product: protein SPEAR1
Exons: 7
Coding region: 88-864 (258 amino acids)
Molecular function (GO): DNA-binding transcription factor activity
Source: RefSeq, a predicted model, not a curated record
AUAUAAACAUCACUUGUGGAGGGGAUCUCUCAUUUCCCUAUCAUCAUCAUCCAGUGAAAGCAGUUCUUCCAACACCCUCCAAAAAGAAUGGAUAGUAGUAAUUAUUUUGGAGAACCAAACCUUGGAUAUGAAAGAGGAAAUGGAUCUUCUUCUUCUUCUUCAUAUACUUCAUCAAGAAAAGGGAAGAAGAGUAAUUCAGAUAAGCCAAAGCAACCUCAAAGAGGACUUGGUGUUGCUCAGUUGGAGAAAAUCAGAUUACAUACUCAAUUGCCACCCCCUUAUCAUCAUCCACCUACUCCUUAUAAUUACAACCAACCAUCUCAUUCUCAUUUCAAUUACAAUGAAGAUCAAAAAGCAAUACAAAUGUCAUAUUCAUCAUCCUACUCACCUAAUUCAUAUGCCUUCCAACCACAUAGUAAUAUGAUGGGUCUACCUGAAUAUGAAAGAACAAAUAUCACAUAUGGAGAUUCUUACCCAAGAUGGCAACAUGGCAAUGUGAUCUCGGAGAACCAGUAUCCAUCUCAAACUAACAUAACUCAACCCUUUCUAAAUUUAUAUGACUCUCAAAACAUAGAUAUGAAGAAGAGGAGUAGUUCCAUGGGUUCAGAAUCAAGUGACACUCAAGAGCUAGAUUUGGAGUGCAGCCGCGACCAUCUGUUUCUGAUACCUUCUGCUGGCUGCCCGACGAAGGAGCAGGCAGCUUCGCAGAUUUGGAGCAGGCUGCCAACUAGAGUGGAAUUGCGGAGAAGGGAAGUAAUAAGAGAUGUUCACCGACAAUGUUGUGUGUGUGCUGCUUUAGAGAAAUUGAAACAUCUAGCCAUUUGUUUGCAACUUGCUCAGAGACGUUGGAAGCGUGGAGCUUGAUUUUUAAUUGGUUGGGAGUGGGGGCUGAAGGUUUGGGAUGGUGAUGUAGUAAACAACUUUCAUUAAUUCAAUCCAAUUUGCAAAGGUAAGAAAAGUAAAAAAAGUAUCGCAUUUAGUGUGGUUAACAACGGCUUGGUGCAUGUGGUUGGAGCGAAAUAAUGUUAUUUUUAACAGGAAGGUUGCAAAUUAUUUAGAGGUGGUUGACCAUAUCAAGAGCCUAUCUUGG